CAAGAUGGCAGCGCUCGUUGUGCAGUCGUGCGCUGUAGACUCAGGUCAUUGACAGCAACAUUUAAGCCUUCACAUCAUAUUUGCAGGAUGGAGUUUUUAACCAUGAUACAGACAACGACUCGGAUAUAAAACAAACCAGAGUCAUGAAGAUGUUAAGGAGAUGGAUGCCUCCGUAUCCUCACACUGUUGUCCAGUCAGGCCAGAUCAGGACUGCUUUCCUCACCCUUGUCCACUGCCAGUUGUCCCCUAUUAUCCGCACGCUGUUCAGUGAGACCGGCGUGUGGGAGAAGGAGUAUCGGACAGAGACCCGAUGCAGAGUGGAGCAAUGGUGGCACCCGCGGAUCAUGGCGCAGUGGCAAAAGGACUCACUGGAAAAGGAUCAAAAUCGGGAAAAGUUCUAUGUUCUCUCCAUGUUCCCAUAUCCAUCUGGACGACUGCACAUGGGCCAUGUGCGAGUGUACACGAUAAGCGACGUCAUUGGCCACUUUCAGAGAAUGAGAGGUUAUCAGGUAUUAAACCCAAUGGGCUGGGAUGCAUUCGGCCUUCCAGCAGAGAAUGCAGCUAUUGAGAGACGUCUUGAUCCAGAAAAUUGGACCAAAAGGAACAUCAAGUCGAUGCGGGAGCAGCUGGACAGCCUUGGCCUUUGCUUUAAUUGGGACCGGGAGGUGACCACUUGCCUUCCUGACUACUACAAGUGGACACAGUAUCUCUUUAUUAAGCUCUUCAAAGCAGGGCUGGCUUAUCAGAAAGAGGGUGUGGUGAACUGGGACCCUGUUGAUCAAACAGUACUGGCUGAUGAGCAGGUGGAUGAAAACGGUCGCUCUUGGAGGUCUGGUGCUCUGGUGGAGCAGAAGUUGCUCACUCAAUGGUUCAUCAAGACCACGCACUACGGCAAGCCUCUUCUGGACAGCUUGUCUGACCUUCCAGAGUGGUACGGAGUCAAAGCCAUGCAGGCAAAUUGGAUUGGAGAGUGCACUGGCUGCUACUUUGAUUUCAAACUCAAGGUGAGUGGAAAGGAGACGGGGGAGAGUCUGUCGGCAUACAGCUCCUCUCCAGAAGCGGUGUUUGGGGCAGCGUACCUGGCCAUCCUGCCCUCCCACAGACUGCUCCACGGGAGCAGCUCAGUCCGCUCUGUGCUGGAGAAAGCCUAUCAGCCAGGCAGAGACUCCCUGACAGAGGUCACAGCUGUCAAUUUGUUCACCGGCUACGAGGUUCCUCUGGUUAUAUCUCACAAAGAGGCAUUUGAUGGCUAUCUAGACACUGUGGUUGGCACGCCGGACUGCAGUGAGGAGGAUUUGUCCGUGGCCAAAACGCUGAAUUUAAGGUGGACCAAUGUUCUUAAGAGCCAUGAAGAUGGGACUGAAAUUGUCAUUAACUCCGAUAAGUUUUCAGGGCUUACCAGAAGACAGGCUUUCGACUCCAUUACCCAGAAGGCCAGGGAGCUGAAGGUAGGGGGCCACCUUACCAGCUCAAAGCUCCGGGACUGGUUGAUAUCAAGACAGCGUUACUGGGGCACACCCAUUCCUGUGGUGCAUUGUGAACGUUGUGGUCCAGUUACUGUCCCCGAGGAAGAUUUACCGGUCACCUUGCCAAAGCUGCCGUCUCUCACCGGAAAAGGGGCAUCGCCUCUGGCAGCUGCCCAUGACUGGGUCAGUUGCAAAUGUCCAAGAUGUAACGGCCCAGCAAAAAGGGAGACUGACACCAUGGAUACGUUUGUAGACUCAGCCUGGUAUUACUUUCGCUACGCUGACCCUCAUAAUACAGAGAGGCCUUUUGAGCGCCACCUGGUGGAUCGCUGGCUCCCUGUGGAUGUAUACAUUGGGGGAAAGGAGCAUGCCGUCAUGCAUUUGUACUAUGCACGCUUCCUCUGUCACUUCUGCAAGGAUCAGGGGCUUGUGGCGCACAGGGAGCCUUUCAGAAAGCUACUUGUCCAGGGUCUGAUCAAAGGGCAGACUUUCCGACGAGCAGACAGCGGCCAAUACCUAAAGAGAGAAGAGAUAGACUUCACAGAAAAAGAGCCAGUGGCAUUAGGAGGCGGAAGCGUGGAAGUGACAUGGGAGAAAAUGAGCAAAUCUAAACACAAUGGUCUGGACCCCCAAGAGGUGGUGCAGCAUUACGGUGUGGACACAGUGCGACUCUACAUCCUUUAUGCUGCACCACCGGAACAGGACAUCCUCUGGAAUCUUAAAAAGGAUGCUCUUCCUGGGGUCUUGCGCUGGCAGUCCAGACUGUGGCAGCUUGUGACCAAGCUGCGACACGCUCGGCAACUUGGUGACAUCCCGAACCCCUCCUUGCUGCAAAAGAAGGAGCAGGCAGAGUCAAAGAAGAUCUGGGAGAACAAGAACUACGCAAUUCAGGAGGUCACAUCUCACUUCACGGAAGACUUCUUGUUCAAUGCAGCCAUUUCUCGCCUCAUGGGACUAACCAAUACAUUGAGUAGCGCAAGUGUGAGGGUGUUGCAGCACAGUGUGGAGUUUGAGGAUGCUCUGGCCACGCUGAUUAUGAUGACGGCACCCAUGGCGCCUCACCUGGCCUCUGAACUUUGGGCAGGUCUUUGCCAGGUGAGCAACCCCAUCAGCGGCACACUGCGGCGCGGUGGAGAUGUCCUGUCACAGUCCUGGCCUACUGUCGAUCCCAGCUACCUGGAGAGCCCCGACUUUGUGGACAUUUCUGUGCGGAUUAACAACAAAGUUUGUGGGACAGUGACCGUACCUCUGCUGGUGUCCAAAGAUAUAGAUCAGGUGCAGAAGCUUGUCAUGGAAAGCCCCCUCGGACAGACUGUUCUCAGAGAGCUGCACAUCAAGAGAGCCAUCCUUUCCCCCCGGACUGCCCUCAUCAAUUUCCUAGUUGGAUGAUGACAUUUGACUCUCCGUUAAUGCGACUCUUUGGUGGUGGGGGGAAAAAAAGAAGACUGUUAUGCAUUGUAAACUUGUAUCAGGUGUGGGAAAAUUUUAAUAUUGUGGUCAUUUUCCAUCAUAUCUAUUAUGGUACAGUAUCAAGAUAUUGGCAUCAGUAGGUGAGAGUAAUACUGCGGUCUGACGUAAAAGUGCAUGCCGUUGCGUCCUUAAUGACAAGUUUGAGUCGGAAAGCUUUUCACCUAUGUAUGCUAUCAGCACUUUGUGUCUAAACAGUCACUGAAGCCACAUUUUUUAAUUUUAACUUUUGGCUCCUCCGCUACGCGAUCAGUUUUAUUUUGAUGAAGACUCACCAUAUACCCUUGAAUAGAGACAAUCAUUGUUACUUUGUUUUCACUAAACAAGAACAACAUACCGGUAGUUUUUUAAAUUUUUUGCAGAUGAAUGACAAUCAUGAUUAAUUUUGCUGAACAGAGGAUAAGUGAUGCAUAUGAACUACAUUUGAGUUUCCAUUAUAUUUACAAUGAGUGAAUCUGUUUUUCCCCUCACUCUUAAUGAACAGCAUUUCACCACUCUUAUCAUGGAAAUAAUACAGAACGUGUAUUUUUGUAUCCAUUUUUCACUGGUUAAUCUGCAAGUCUGCUUCAGCAAGUUUUACUUCUUUGGUUGCAUAGUCAAUGCAUUUUUAAACCAACGAUCGCUGCAAAAUGUGAUAAGAAUGUAUCAUGGGUCAUUUUGCAAUUUUCUACCUCUAUAUAUUAAAAAUAUGAUGUAAAGAUA
This is a messenger RNA of Hippocampus comes (tiger tail seahorse), 3635 nucleotides long. It is a transcript of the gene lars2, whose product is annotated as leucyl-tRNA synthetase 2, mitochondrial. Gene Ontology annotation, molecular function: aminoacyl-tRNA deacylase activity; ATP binding; leucine-tRNA ligase activity. The transcript is spliced from 21 exons. Gene Ontology annotation, cellular component: mitochondrion. NCBI's taxonomy places the organism in Eukaryota, Metazoa, Chordata, Actinopteri, Syngnathiformes, Syngnathidae. The record is from RefSeq and is a predicted model, not a curated record. The coding region runs from base 144 to 2855 and encodes 903 amino acids. Gene Ontology annotation, biological process: mitochondrial translation; leucyl-tRNA aminoacylation.